Oncorhynchus nerka (sockeye salmon) is the source of this 1421-nucleotide messenger RNA. RefSeq lists its product as uncharacterized. The record is from RefSeq and is a predicted model, not a curated record. NCBI's taxonomy places the organism in Eukaryota, Metazoa, Chordata, Actinopteri, Salmoniformes, Salmonidae. Bases 117 to 1034 code for a protein of 305 amino acids. The transcript is spliced from 7 exons.
GGGAACAGUCAAAUGAGGCUGAACCACAAAGUGAAAGUAUUUCCCCCAAGUGAUAGUAUUUUCUUGGCUCAACAUACUUGCUAUGAGGACUGGGGCUAUAGGGAGUUUGGAAUAUAAUGGAGAAAGGCCCUAACAUGGCAUUGGUCUUCAGCUUGUCCACUCUCAUGUUUCUCAUCACUGGGACUGAGACAUCCAAAAGUCUAAGUCAGGGCCCAGAGUUGAAGCCGGUUAUCCAGGUGGACUCUGGGAAGGAUGCAGUCCUAGAGUGCUCUGUGAACUUCAAUGGGAUAUCUCCUGGUAAUGUAAACAUAGAGAAGGUCGUGUGGUGGAGGCUGGACCAGAAUGGUCUUCACAAAGGUGAACCUGUGUUCAAAUACAACCUAUCCAAUCAACAAUCCUCCAAUCCCAGGAUGCAGCUGAGCCCAAAAUAUCAGCUUUCCGUGCCACCUGCCAAUGAGAAAGACAAAGUUGUGUCCCUUUUGGUCAAAGAAACCCAGACUGAAGACGAGGGUCUGUAUAGGUGUGUGGUGAACACUGACAGUGGAGUCACAAAUUGUAACUUCAUGCUGAAUGUCACAGGUAACCUCACAGUGUUACAGUACGAGACCAGCACUGAAAAGGAGAUUCCAAAGAACAGUUACAUGAGUGUGGCUGCUGUAUGUGUGGCAGUAGGCUCUCUUGCCAUUGGACUGCUGCUUCUCAAGCUGUUUCAAGCCAGAAGACUCAGACAAGGCGGGACGGCCAAGGGUACUCUGUGCGGAGAACCAUCCGCCCCCCUUAGACGGUGCCAGCAGCCGCUCCUCUUCCCCAAAAACAAUGAGACAGACGAGGUCAUCACCUCCAUCAACGUUCCUUUAGGGGUUGAGGAGUGCCAGCAGGCAAACAAUGGAGACUGCCCCGAGGAACCUGAAGAGAAGGAGCAGAAGGAGGAGGCACCACAGCCCUCUGCCCCCUCGGGAGUUGCCGCCAACGCAGCCGCCCCCUCCGGACGAAGAAACCCCCCAGGGGGCAUGUCCAGCCUCAUCCUGGGUUGAGGACUGGUUUUGUUGGAACGUUUUUAUUUUUGAAAGAAUUGCCCCCAUUUCCCCCUUCCCCACCUCAGUCCCACUGUUCUUCUCCACUGUCUGAUACAAUCCACCACGUCCCCUCUGAGCCAUGGAAUUUGCCCCCCUACCUGCCAACCCCCUCAUGUUUUUACUUUUUUUCUAAUUCAAGAGAACCGUUGACAGAAGCACUUUAUGUAUCUCUUUUUCCCCUCCCCCAUGUCAGUCCAUUCUGUAGUGUGCCUAUAUUGCGCCUGAUGGAAAAGGCAUGUUUUUGCUUGUCUCAUUCUCACCCUGUUGUAAAUGGUAAAGAAAAGUAUUCAAAAAAGAUUUGAUGCGUAAAUUUCUAAAUACAAUAAAGAUUGAUAUGAAUUUGUU